Messenger RNA from Sarcophilus harrisii (Tasmanian devil), 6407 nucleotides. It is a transcript of the gene ADGRA3, whose product is annotated as adhesion G protein-coupled receptor A3. The coding region runs from base 304 to 4206 and encodes 1300 amino acids. Gene Ontology annotation, molecular function: protein binding; G protein-coupled receptor activity. The record is from RefSeq and is a predicted model, not a curated record. Gene Ontology annotation, cellular component: external side of plasma membrane; plasma membrane. Gene Ontology annotation, biological process: G protein-coupled receptor signaling pathway; cell surface receptor signaling pathway. The transcript is spliced from 19 exons. Lineage: Eukaryota; Metazoa; Chordata; Mammalia; Dasyuromorphia; Dasyuridae.
UCGGACGGCUCGAGGGGGAGGGGAAAAGGGCGGUCGCGGGGAGGAGCCGGAGCCGCCGCCGCCGCGGCCGCCGAGUCCCGGGGCCAUGUCCGGAGGAGGAGGGGACGGCGGCGGAGGCGGCCCGGAGCCGGGCUUUAAAGGCGCACCGUGAGGGCUCGGGCGGCCCCUGAGCCGGGGGCUCCGGCGAAGCGACAAAGGAGCAUGGGGGGCUGCUGCCCGCUCCCCGGGGCCACGAGGAUCCGGGCGCUGCCGCCCGCCCGCGGGCAGCCCGGGCGCUGAGCCCCCGCCGUGCCCGGCCCGAGCAUGGAGCGGCGCCUGCUGCUCGGCUGGCUGCUCUGCCUGGGCGCCGCCGCUCUGCCUCCGGGCUGCAAGCAGGACGCCCGGCCUAAGAGCGCGGGCAAGUCCGCGGCGGGCCCGGAGGGCAAGGUGGUGUGCAGCAGCCUGGAGCUGGCGCACGUCCUGCCGCCCGACACGCUGCCCAACCGGACGGUCACCUUGAUUUUGAGCAACAAUAAAAUAUCAGAGUUGAAAAAUGGUUCAUUUUCUGGGUUAAGUCUUCUGGAAAGAUUGGACCUGAGAAACAAUCUUAUUAGUACUAUAGAUCCAGGUGCUUUUUGGGGGCUUUCCUCUUUAAAAAAAUUGGAUUUGACCAACAACAGAAUAGGAUGUUUGAAUGCAGAUAUAUUUAGAGGACUCACAAAUCUUGUUAGAUUAAAUCUUUCAGGAAAUUUGUUUUCUUCAUUAGCACAAGGAACUUUUGAUUAUCUUGGCUCCUUACGGUCUUUAGAAUUUCAAACUGAGUACCUUUUGUGUGAUUGCAAUAUCUUGUGGAUGCAUCGGUGGGUAAAAGAGAGAAAUAUCACUGUGCGGGAAACCCGGUGCGCUUACCCAAAAUCCCUUCAGGCUCAGCCAGUUACAGGCGUUAAACAGGAACUGCUGACAUGCGAUCCUCCUCUUGAAUUGCCAUCUUUCUACAUGACUCCAUCUCAUCGUCAGGUUGUUUUUGAAGGGGACAGCCUUCCCUUUCAAUGUAUGGCUUCUUAUAUUGAUCAGGACAUGCAGGUAUUGUGGUACCAGGAUGGAAGAAUAGUUGAAACUAAUGAAUCUCAAGGUAUCUUUGUUGAAAAGAACAUGAUUCACAACUGCUCAUUGAUUGCAAGUGCCUUAACUAUUUCCAACAUUCAGGCAGGAUCCACUGGAAACUGGGGCUGUCAUGUGCAAACUCGACGUGGGAACAACACUAGAACUGUUGACAUUGUAGUAUUAGAAAGCUCUGCCCAGUACUGUCCUCCAGAGAGGAUAAUAAACAAUAAAGGUGAUUUCAGGUGGCCUAGAACAUUGGCAGGCAUCACUGCCUACCUCCUGUGUACUCGGAACAGUCCUGGCAGCGGCAUUUAUCCUGGAAAUCCGCAGGAUGAGCGGAAAGCCUGGCGCAGAUGUGACCGAGGGGGCUUCUGGGCGGAGGACGACUACUCCCGGUGCCAGUAUGCAAACGAUGUCACUCGCGUUCUCUACAUGUUCAAUCAGAUGCCCCUCAAUCUUACCAAUGCUGUGGCUACAGCUAGGCAGCUUUUGGCUUAUACUGUGGAGGCAGCAAAUUUCUCUGACAAAAUGGAUGUUUUAUUUGUGGCUGAAAUGAUAGAGAAAUUUGGAAGAUUCACCAAAGAGGAAAAAUCAAAAGAGCUUGGUGAUGUCAUGGUAGAUAUCGCAAGCAACAUCAUGUUGGCUGAUGAGCGGGUUUUGUGGCUUGCACAAAGAGAAGGAAAAGCUUGCAGUAGAAUUGUUCAGUGCUUGCAACGAAUUGCUGCUUACAGAUUGGCAAAUGGAGCUCAUGUAUAUUCCACUUAUUCACCAAAUAUUGCUCUGGAAGCUUAUAUCAUCAAAGCCACCAGUUUCACUGGAAUGACAUGCACCGUGUUCCAGAAAGUGGCAACAUCUGAUCGGACUGGACUAACCGAGUAUGGAAGAAGAGAUCCUGAUGGACAUUUAGACAAGCAACUGAGCUUCAAGUGUAAUGUUUCUAAUACAUUUUCAAGUUUGGCACUAAAGAAUACUAUCGUAGAAGCAUCUAUUCAGCUUCCUCCCUCCCUUUUCUCACCGAAGCAUAAAAGGGAAACCCGACUGGCUGAGGAAUCUAUUUACAAACUUCAACUUAUUGCAUUCCGCAAUGGAAAGCUUUUUCCAGCAACAGGAAAUUCAACAAAUCUGGCUGAUGAUGGAAAGCGACGGACAGUGGUCACCCCUGUGAUUCUCACCAAAAUGGAUGGAAUAAAUAUAGAUACUCAACACAUUCCUAUUAAUGUCACAUUACGUCGGAUUGCACACGGAGCAGAUGCUGUCGCAGCGCAGUGGGAUUUUGAUUUGCUGAAUGGACAAGGGGGCUGGAAGUCAGAUGGCUGCCGCAUCCUCUCAUCAGACGAAAACGUGACGACAAUUCAGUGCUACUCUCUCACGAGCUACGCAGUGUUAAUGGAUUUGACAGGAUCUGAAAUAUAUUCCCAGUCAGCUGAUCUAUUACAUCCUGUUGUAUAUGCCACUUCUAUAAUUCUUCUCUUAAAUCUGUUAAUGAUCAAUGUCAGUUAUAUAUAUCAUCACAGUUUGAUUAGGAUCAGCCUUAAAAGCUGGCACAUGCUGGUGAACUUGUGUUUUCACAUUUUCCUGACUUGCGGAGUGUUUGUUGGAGGCAUAACUCAGACCCAGAAUGCUAGCAUCUGCCAAGCAGUUGGAAUAAUUCUCCAUUACUCUACACUUGCCACAGUACUGUGGGUGGGAGUGACAGCUAGAAAUAUCUAUAAACAAGUCACUAAAAAGGCUAAGAGAUGUCAGGAUCCUGAUGAGCCUCCACCUCCACCAAGGCCCAUGCUCAGAUUUUACCUUAUUGGUGGUGGUAUUCCUAUCAUUGUGUGUGGAAUAACAGCGGCAGCUAACAUCAAGAAUUACGGCAGUAGGCCGAAUGCACCAUAUUGCUGGAUGGCUUGGGAACCCAGCAUAGGGGCCUUUUAUGGACCUGCCAGCUUUAUCAUUUUCAUAAACUGCAUGUACUUUCUGAGCAUAUUUAUUCAGUUGAAACGACACCCUGAACGCAAAUUUGAACUAAAAGAGCCAGCUGAGGAACAGCAAAGAUUGGCAACCAGUGAACACGGAGAAGUAAAUCAUCAGGACUCAAUGUCGUUAUCAUUGAUUUCUACAUCGGCAUUGGAAAAUGAACACACUUUUCAUUCUCAGCUUUUGGGAGCCAGUCUCACUCUACUUUUAUAUGUUGCAUUGUGGAUUUUGGGGGCCUUGUCUGUUGCUUUAUAUUACCCUCUGGACUUGGUUUUUAGUUGUUUCUUUGGAGCCACUUGCUUAAGUCUUAGUGCUUUUGUCAUGAUGCAUCAUUGUGUUAACAGAGAAGACGUUAGACUUGCCUGGAUCGCCACUUGUUGCCCUGGAAGGAGCGCCUACUCUGUGCAAGUCAACAUCCAGCCCUCUGGUUCCAUCGGGACGAAUGGAGAAGCUCCUAAAUGCACUAAUAGCAGCGCAGAGUCUUCGUGCACAAAUAAAAGUGCAUCGAGUUUGAAAAAUUCCUCACAAGGCUGUAAACUGACAAAUUUGCAAGCUGCUGCAGCCCAGUGCCAUAGCAAUUCUCUUCCACUGAAUACUGUGCCUCAGCUUGAUAACAGUCUAACUGAACAUUCAGUAGACAAUGAUAUUAAAAUGCACGUGGCCCCAGUAGAAGUUCAGUUUCGAACAAAUGGGCACCCAAGCCGACAUCAUAAAAACAGAAGCAAGGGACAUCGUGCCAGCAGACUCACGGUCCUGAGAGAAUACGCCUAUGAUGUCCCCACCAGCGUGGAAGGGAGUGUGCAGAACGGUUUGCCCAAGAGUCGACCGGGCAAUAAUGAAGGACAUUCGAGGAGUAGGAGAGCUUAUUUAGCUUACCGUGAGAGGCAGUAUAACCAGCCUCAGCAAGACAGCAGCGAUGCUUGUAGCACGCUUCCCAAAAGCAGCAGAAAUUUCGAAAAACCCAUUGCUACCAGUAACAAAAAGGAGUUAUUAAGAAAGCCUAUAGUGGUUGAGCUGGAAAGCCAACAGAAGUCCUAUGGCCUAAACCUGGCUAUCCAAAAUGGACCACUUAAAAACAGUGGCCAGGAUGGACCCCUGCUGGGUACAGACAGCACUGGCAAUAUUAGGACUGGAUUAUGGAAGCAUGAAACUACUGUGUAGCCUUGUUGUGCUUCGGUGAGGGAAGUUUGUGUGAACUGUGAUAGACAUUCCUUUAAUCUAUAAACAUUUUUUUUAAAAACUGUUUACAGGCACCUUAGGGUGGAGAAGAGAAUUUGUGAAAAAAACUUUUAUAAUUUUGGAUGAUACUUAUAAAUGUUUUUACUUAAAAAAAGUUACUUUUCUGUGAAUUUUAUUUUUUUAGCAUUGUUUUAUUCAAAAAGGCAGAACGGGACAUUUUGUAAAUCUGAUGUGCAACUUCUUGAACUUCUUGAUAUAAUGUCUAUAUCAUGUUUAAAGUUUGUAUUUAAGUAAUAAAUAGCGCUUGUUUUUUCCCAUUGUUUCAAUUAUUAUAUUUUUAUAUGUCAGUACUUACCAUCGUUCUUACUGUAAAAAUUUAGACAGUUGGUAGUUUUAGAUUUUCAGUACAAUUAUACAUAAAUAAUAACAGGUCUUGAAUUCAGAUUGUUGGUGCUUUGACUUUUUCAUGUGAAACAAAUAUGUUGAGGAUCUUUUAAAUAUUUACUAACUUUAAGAAAAGCAACUUAAACUUAGUAAAUAAAGUAGCUUUGUUUCUGGUAUAGUAAUGCUCAUUGUGAUUUUAUUUUAUUUUAUUUUAUUUUUUCUAAAUUACAUUUAUUUUGUUAUGUCACCUUGGUUGAUUUUGCUGUUUCUGAUUAAUUGGAUCUUAGCUAGCAUUCUGUUCACAUUUUGUUAUAUAGUUAAACUGAUAAUCCUAUUACAUAAAUUACCCUCUGAGAAUCAAUUAGCAAACAUCUUUUAGGGGAGACACUGAUUUACGGUAGCUUUAAUACUGGCUUGUAAUAAUAAUCCUAAAUGGAUGAUGCAUGUAAGCUGGUGUGUUCCAUUUGUUUCCAUAGUCAGUACCACAGAGAGUCUGGGAUCUAAAAGAUAUUUGUUGAGCAUUUCCCUCUUUUGCAUUAUUCUCUCUGGGUCUUCAUUAAUUUCCUGAGGAUAACUUGCACAAAGUCUACACUGAAAUUUACUUGCAAAAUCAAAUUCAUUUGCCUCACUUCUUUGUUCAUGCAACUCCUUUUGAAACUGAAGAGGGUAGGGGUAGUCUAGCAUCAUGAAAGGCCAGUAGAAGUCAAGUACAUUAUGAUCAUAAAGCAUGCUGAUGUACAAGCUUUUGGAAUAGAUGUGUACUAGCAACUCAGUGUCUUUACCUGCAGAACAUGAAAGAGUUAAUUUACCUCCUAUAAAUGAAUCUCAUUGAUUAAAAUAUAUACAGAAAAAUCGAUUCGUUGUAGAGGAGAUAGAGUAGACAGAUAUACUAUCACCUUCGUUUUUUAUUCUAUACCUUAGUUUUUUGGGAUAUCUUUUUUUUCAGAGGGUUUAGAUACUUCUCUCUGAACUAAAUUUCUAGUGAAGAAAGUCAGCCCAAGUCAGAUCUCAAGGAUUAAAAUCUGAAGAUAAAAAGACACAGUCAUCUUAAACACAGACUAUAGAAAGGUCAAUGUCUUUGGAAUCAUGGCUCUAGGGUUUAAUUCUUAACUCUUGUUAUUUACUGUCUGUAUACAAGCCACAUAACCUCUCUGGACUUCAGUAUUUUUCAUCUGUAGAAUGAAAACAAAUAAUUUAGAUAGACUCAAAAAUCCCUUAGAACUUUAAGUUUAUGAUUUUAGGAGGAAGGGGAAUUGUCUAGUUAUAGAAGGAACUCGUUAAUUGACUUGGGUUUAAAGACAGUAUAUGGAAGAUGGAAGCAGGUAACUGAAAAUGAAUAAAAAGAGUCAGCAUAAAUUGUGGUAUUGAAAAAAGCUAGGGCAACACAAGGAUUUUUUAAAAGCUGUGUUCAAGAAUAGAGGAAGGUCAAAGAUACUCCAGGAUUACCAGUUGGGUUAUUAGGAUAGCAUAUAGAUAAUACAAAGAGGAAAACAAUUGAGCCCUUAUUAUACUUCUGCUUGUUUUUUUUGUUUGUUUGUUUUUUUGUUUGUUUGUUUGUUUUUGCCAAGGAGAAUGAACUUUGGAUCAGAAAGGAUAGAAUUAAAGUAGUUAAUAGAGAUUUGCUAAUUAAAAAAUAGUAAUGACUUUUUAUGAAUUCAAGCUAUGAAGAUCAUAUUAAAUACAUCACAGUUUGGAAGUUAUAAUUGUUUAUUUGUGGUCUUGAGAGCAUCAUGGAUAUUAAGGGAAUUUACGAUUAAAUGCUAAAUGUCCCAUCUCAAAAAAAAAAAAAAAAAAAAGAA